Pungitius pungitius (ninespine stickleback) is the source of this 3516-nucleotide messenger RNA. RefSeq names its product rabenosyn-5. Lineage: Eukaryota; Metazoa; Chordata; Actinopteri; Perciformes; Gasterosteidae. The record is from RefSeq and is a predicted model, not a curated record. The transcript is spliced from 12 exons. Gene Ontology annotation, molecular function: metal ion binding. The coding region runs from base 263 to 2530 and encodes 755 amino acids.
GUUGGUUUGCGCGUUUCGUGUCGUUGGUCCCUCGUCUCGUCCCUUACCGACCAAACGCUAAUCACGUGACCGGGCAGGGCGGCUGCUGCUGUCAAAGAGAACUAACCACACUGUUAUUGUUGGAUCCAUCUGUGUCCCUGCAGUGCAGAUGGAGACGUCAGUGGGGGGGUCGCACACCCCAUGACAUGUGGACCGAGACAGGGCUCUCCCACUUUGCAUCUCCUGUCCCUGAACGCAGCACGCCACCACCGCCAUCGUCGUCAUGGCCUCCGGUUAUCCCCCCCCCUUUGAGGGCACGGGGGAAGUGAAGGAGGGCUUCCUGUGCCCGCUGUGCCUCAAGGACCUGCAGUCCUUCUACCAGCUCCAAGACCACUAUGAAGAGGAGCACUCGGGGGACGACCGCCACGUGCGGGGGCAGCUCAAAAGUUUGGUCCAGAAGGCGAUGAAAGCCAAAGACAAGCUGCUGAAGCGGGACGGAGACGACCGACCGGACACCGGCAGCUACGAGUCCUUCUACUACGGCGGAGUGGACCCCUACAUGUGGGAGCCUCAGGAACUGGGAGCGACCAGGAGUCACCUGGACUUGUUCAAAAAACACCGGGCCGCUCGGAUAGACCACUACGUCAUCGAGGUCAACAAGCUCAUCAUCCGACUGGAGAAGCUGACAUCGUUUGACAGGGUCAACUCCGACAUCGCCAAAAUCCGAGCCAUUGAGAAGUCGGUGGUGUCCUGGGUUAACGACUCGGACGUCCCGUUCUGUCCCGACUGCGGCAACAAGUUCAACAUCCGGAACCGGCGGCACCACUGUCGCCUCUGUGGCUCCAUCAUGUGCAGGAAGUGCAUGGAGUUCGUCCCCAUUCCGCUGGCUCACAAGCUGAUCAAUGGGACCCGAGAGGUGCUGUGUGUCGCUGGGAGCCCCGUUCAGUACCCGUCCCCCCCGGCUGGGGGCGGGAUGGGCUCCAGGAGGGGCAGCAUCAGCAGCCUGAGCAGCGUGACGUCCAUGCUGGAGGAGAAGGACGACGAGAAGAUCCGCUGCUGCCGCCACUGCAUGGACACGCUGCUGAAGAGGCAGCAGAAGCUGGAGGAGAAGGACCACAUGCCGGACGUGGUGAAGCUCUACGAGCGGCUGCGGAUGUGCAUGGAGAAGGUGGACGAGAAGGCUCCAGAAUACAUCCGAAUGGCUGAGUCGCUGAACGCCGGAGAAACCACCUACAACCUCGACACCGCCGCCGGACUGAGACUGGAGGUGCAGAAAUACUACGAGCUAAUCGACGCCCUGAGCAAGAAGAUUCUGACGCUAGGAGCCAAAGACGAGCCGGCGCCGCGCCAGAAGGCCCUCCAGCUGCAGAGGAUGAUCCGUUACACGGCCACGCUGUUCGUCCAGGAGAAGCUUCUGGGUCUCAUGUCUUUACCCACCAAGCACAAAUACGAGGAACUGAAAGAAAAGAGAAAACAGGAACAGGAGAAGAGACUCCAGCAGGAGAGGCUGGUGACCCAGGAGACCCUGAAAAGGAGACAGGAGUCCGAGAAGACCCGCCCACAGCCGCCCCCCAGCACCAACGGGGAGCUGCCGAGAGCGCCGCGCGUGACCAAAGUGGGCGGGUGGCUGCCCUCCGCGGACGCCGUCCUCGCCGAGCACGAGGACCCCCUCCUGCAGCAGAUCGAGAACAUCCAGUCGUUCCUGCGGCAGGCGCGGGAGGCGCGGCGGGCGGACGAGGUGGCCCUGCUGGAGGAGAACCUGCGGCAGCUGCAGGACGAGUUCGACCAGCAGCAGACCAACCGGGCCAUCGCGCUCUCCCAGAAGCUGGCCGCCGAGGAGCGGCUGCAGCGCGGCGAGCUGGACCGCCUGGAGGCGUGGGAGAGGGAGGAGCGGCAGCAGCGGGGCCCCGCCGCGGGCAGCGCGCCGCCUCCCGUGGCGUGGGAGGGGCCUCCGGGCGGCGGCCAAGAGGACGAGGACGCGGGGGAGCUGACCCCGACAGCCGAGGGGAGUCCGCCCCCCGCGCUCAGCGGCCAGGAGGAGUCGCCACCCAGGCUGAGGAGCCUAGGGGGGCACGUGACCCCCCCUGGUGGCGAAGGGCAGAACAGCGCCUCCCUCAACCCCUUCGAUGACGACGAGGAGGAGGCCACUCCCGUCGAGGAGGAUCCGUCCAAUCCCUUCUUUGAGGACAUGAGGCGGGAGCACCGGGAGGUCGGCGCCGCGAGGAAAGAGUACAACCCGUUCAGCGAGGACGACGAGGUUGCCGCCGCAAACCCCUUCGAAGGCGGCGACGCCGAGGCGGGCAACCCCUUCCUGGAAGCCUCGGGGAACUCCCCGGGAGUCUCCAGGAACCCGUUUGACGGGGACGAGGAGGCGGGGGACCUGCCCGACGUGGACGUGAUCGAGGAGGAGCUCCUGCUGCAGCAGAUCGACAACAUCAGGGCCUACAUCUUCGACGCCAAGCUCAGCGGCCGCCUGGACGAGGUGGAGCUGCUGUCGGUGAACCUCAGGGAGCUGCAGCGCACCCUACAAGAGCAGAAGAAAAAGCACUGAACCGCGCCCCCCUGCCCCCCACCUCCACCUCUCACUUCCCCCCUGAAUACCUGCUACUUACCUCCAAGGCAAGCUCACUUUACCAGACUCGUGAGCCCUCUGGUUCCAGUUAUUCUGCUGCACCACAGAGCAACUUGCUGAGUUCCUGAGAUUGAAUACCUACUAUGGCUCAGUAGUCUGGGGGGGGUGGGGGCUCAUCUUUCUAAACCACCUCCCCCUGUACAGAGCGCUGGAGUCUUUAUCUCAGCACCAGGAGCCCAAACAGGAAGAGAGAAGAACGGACCGUCCUUGAUGCACAUUUGAAGGUCUGCAGUUGAAUGACAGAAUCUAUGAAUCCAGCACCAACAGCUGAGAUCUGAAGCUCAUGCAGCUGCUUGUGGAUCCUCCCUUCAGUUUCCACAACUUUAGUUUAUUUGAGGUAAUUAAAGCAGAAAUGAGAUCGGUCAUCUCGGCCCCUUCCUUCGCGUCACGAAUUAAAGGGAAAUAAAAGCCGCCAUUGUUGCUCCCGUGAUGUGACGCUCGCUCAUGACUACGAGGGCGCUUUUCAUCCGACUAUGAAUUAGGUUCCUGGGAGAGGGGGGGGGUUAUUCGCGCUCAUUCCUGUCUGCAUGGUCGUGCUCGAACGCUUUCAGUUACGUGAUCUUUUCUUCGUGUGUCUGGUCGUGGCCUCGUUAUCUUUUAAAAGCACUUAACCAGGUCGAACAACCCCCCCCCCCUGUUGCUGCUGAGGGACUCUUGCUUUUGCCGGCCUUUUUAAAAAUUGAACGAGAGGCCACGUUUGACUUCCAGCUUUUAUUUACUAAUCUGGACUAAUAAAACGAGUUCUGUCAGUUUUGUUUGUUCGCCAUCACUUCAACAUCUGCUGACGUACAUCGGCUUCCUAAAACUAUCGAAUAAAACACUAGAACGCACUAAAAUCAGUGUUACUGACGUUACUUUCAAUUCUUUGGGUUAAUGUAAACAUUUUUUGGUUUGUCAGAUAAAAU